This is a messenger RNA of Spirodela intermedia, 297 nucleotides long. NCBI's taxonomy places the organism in Eukaryota, Viridiplantae, Streptophyta, Magnoliopsida, Alismatales, Araceae. The record is from the annotation of a GenBank genome assembly.
AUGGCCGGAAUCAUCCAGAAGAUCGGGGAGGCGCUGCACGUCGGGGGGGAGCACAAGAAGGAGGAGGAGAAGGCCAACCACAAGGGGGAGGGAGUGGGCAGCGGGGGGGAGCACAAGGAGAAGAAGGAGGAAGGGCUGGUGGAGAAGAUAAAGGAGAAGGUCCACCUCAAGGGAGAGGGAGAGGGAGAGGGAGAGGGUGAGAAGACGGAGAAGAAGAAGAAGGAGAAGAAGAAGAAGAAGGAUAAGAAGGAGGAUGAGGAGAAGGAUGGCCACAGCAGCAGCAGCGACAGCGACUAA